AUGAAAAUCCGUAUAGAAGCGACCCAGGCGAUGGGUAGUUUCAGUGGCGGAUUCAACAAAAGAGGUGGCGGAGGCGGCCAGCAAAACCGGGGCGGUCCGGGAGGCUUCAGUAACAAAGGUGGAAGCCACAACAACCGACAGGGCGGUGAUAGAAACUACGGUAAUGACAACUUUGGCAGAAACGACUACGAUAGAAACCGCGGGCGUUCUAAUAAUUUCAACGAUCGUGGGCCGAACCGAGGCAGAUACGGUAACUUUGGAGACGAGAUCCGCGAUGGCGGCCGGGACGGAGGAAGUCGAGAUGACUGGAGCCGAGAGCACGAUGGCCGUGGAAGCGACAGGGGAGACAACUACAACCGUGGUGGUGAUGGUGAUCGCUAUGGGCGAUACGCAGGAGGUCCAGGGGGAGGUGGAGGAGGAGCUGCAGGUAUGGCAGGUGGCCGUAGAGAACACCGCGAUAGUGACAGAAGAAAAGAACCAAAUCAAGGUCCACCACCGCUCAGUUUGGCGGAACGUGACGCCGGUAGGCCCAAGUUGAACUUGAAACCACGGACCGUGGCUACUCCGUUGAAUGCCCUGGCAGAAACUAAACAAGCAGCGGCCAUUUUUGGCAGCGCUAAACCCCGCGAGGAAAAGGCCGGGGCCGAAGGCAGCAAGCCGGAGGAAUCAGAACGUAAAACGUCUGUUUCCUCGUCAACGGCGGGUGACGACAAGAACGAACCGAACUAA
Aedes albopictus (Asian tiger mosquito) is the source of this 729-nucleotide messenger RNA. Its product is annotated as heterogeneous nuclear ribonucleoprotein A3 homolog 2. The record is from RefSeq and is a predicted model, not a curated record. The transcript has 3 exons. Bases 1 to 729 code for a protein of 242 amino acids. NCBI's taxonomy places the organism in Eukaryota, Metazoa, Arthropoda, Insecta, Diptera, Culicidae.